CACGUUAAGUAUUUAUGUCUCUCAAGAAACCCAAUCCUCUCAGUAUUUCUAUACGUUAAUCAGGUGGUUCUUUUAUAACAAAUAUUCUGCUGAAUCAUCUGAAAAAUAAAAAAUAAUAUUGUAAUCUAAGGUUAAGUAUUUAUGUUUCUCAAUAAAACCCAAUCCUCUCAGUAUUUCUAUACGUUGAUCAGGUGGUUCUUUUAUAACAAAUCUUCUGCUGAAUCAUCUGGAAAAUAAAAAAUAAUAUUGUAAUCUAAGGCCCUUUGCCUCUAUGAAUAAACAGCACAAAAAUCUUACCAGAUAGAACAAUGGAAUUACUAUCUAUAUUUCUCAGGUUAAGUAUUUAUGUCUCUCAAGAAACCCAAUUCAUUUCUAUACGUGAAUUAGGUGGUUCUUUUAUAACAAAAUGGAAGUAGCAUUCAAGAGCAAUAAAAAAGUUUUAUAAUGCUCCAAAAAUGGACAUAGAAAACGAUCAAAACCGCCAAAAUGCAACCACGAACUAUAUAUUAAGUCAUAGAAAUUGUAAUGAAUGAGAAUUAGAAGUUUGCUACAUACAGUGAUGAGAAUCCAAUGAGGAAACAAGAUUCUUCAACAAAUUCGGAAAAUUGUUUGUAACUUUUGAAAAAAAAAAUUAAUUUUGGGAGCAAUUUGAUAUUUGUAGGGAGCAUUUCAGGAGCAACUUUUUGAUAUAUUCAUUUCAGGUAAUGUUCUGAAGGAGGUUUUCCAAUUGAUGCUCAGAUAUGUACCACUAAAAUCUAGUCAAAUAGAAGAACUAAGAGAGAAAAUCAUAGAAUUGUCAAUAAAGUAUAAGCUUCUGUACACGUUCAGUAUUCCUUACAGAGCUUUGAUUAAUCCUGUCAUGACUGCUUACCUAGAGGCAUUUUCAACAGAGGCUCCAUUUGAUAUUGUCGAAUGUGACAGGUACCAGGGGGACAAUCACAAAGGUUUAAAAGUGACAGCGAAAAGAGACAUUCCAAGAAACACAAUAUUAAAAUGCAUAGUAGGAUUUUACCAGAAUUUAGAUUUUGAAACCAAAGUAUAUUUAGAUAAAGAAAAAUUAGAUUUUUCUGUGAUGAAGAGUUCAAGAAAAAAUUUAGAUAUGCUCCUGCUUGGUCCGGUAGCAUUUAUCAACCAUGAUUGUAAUGCAAAUUCAUGUUAUAUAUCAUUAUCCAGAAAUUUUGUGAAAAUAAAAACCAUUAGAAAAAUUCAAGCUGGUGAAGAAAUUUUAUGUAACUACUCUUCAAAUUAUUUUGGUGCUGAAAACAAAUAUUGCGAAUGUGUAACUUGUCAAGAAAAUGGUAAAGGAUAUUUUAUGAAGAAAAAUUCAAUAAAAAUAACGAGUCAAAAUAAGGAUGAUGAUAUUCAGCCAAGCAAUAUUAUAAGUAAUAAUUUCUCAGAGAUGUCAUCAGAACAGGUCUUGAAAUUGAACCUAAAUACCAUAUCUAUUCACAGCAGUUAUAUAGCGCUGAGUGUUUCUAGAAUAUUUUCAAAAAAUAUUCUUUCUAGUAUUCGACUACAAGUUUGCCAAACUUUGAGUAAUUAUUUUUCUACUGAUCAAUUUAUUUUCAAAUCAUCUCAGAGUGGUACAGAUAUUGUAAUAGUAAUUAAUAAAUUAUAUUUAAAGUUUGAAAUUGAACAGUUAUAUUGGUUAGAAUCAAUUAUUAAAAAUUAUCUGAAAACUGAUAAGCCAAAUUUCCAUGACUUCAUCCAAUGCUGCGUUGAGAAUGAUAUUUCUAUUCAAUUAAAUUUGAAAAGUUUGUUAAAUCCAUAUUCAAUUGGAUUUUCCAGUGUUUGCCUAAGUCCUCAUAUGGAAUAUACAAUAAUGUUCGACUUUGAAGAGGAAUUUUGUGGUUUUUCCAUGUAUAAGAAAUUAGAUCAAAAGAUUGAUCGUGCAUAUAUAAAGUUAGAAAAACUGCAUCCGCUAGUAAUUAAAAGAUAUCAAAAAAAGUCAAAAGAUGGGAAUACUUUUUGCAUAUUCUGCCAGAAAUUUGUAAAAAAAUUUAGCAGACACCUAAGUAAUAAGCACAUCGAUAAUGAUGUGGUAAAAAUGUUUUUAAUUGAGAAUGAAAACAAAUCGUCAAAAAGAUUAGCGAUAAAUUUCAUUAGGAACCAAGGACUUGCAAAAUACAAAGAUAUAACGGGAACGAUAAUGCCUGCAAUGAAGAUUAGAGUAGAUGCAUUAAAUCCAGUUCAAAAAGUUCAAUGUGAUAACUGCUUUGGGUUUUUUUCAAGAGCAACUAUGUGGAAGCACAAAUUAUACUGCAGAAAAUUGUUAUUGUCCGAAAUUCGCUCUACUCAGCCAUAAUAUAUCAUACAACUUUUCAUUGCCAUAUCAAUAGAAAAAUUAUGAUAUAUGAAUAAGCUGAUGUUGAAAGUUUAUUCAAGAAAAUUAAAAUUAGAAAAUUAAAAACUUUCAAGAAACAUAUCAUUAAGGAUCCCCUAUCCCUAUAUAGAUAUACAAAC
Phymastichus coffea is the source of this 2463-nucleotide messenger RNA. RefSeq lists its product as uncharacterized. The record is from RefSeq and is a predicted model, not a curated record. Gene Ontology annotation, molecular function: protein binding; histone H4K20 methyltransferase activity. Gene Ontology annotation, cellular component: nucleus. The coding region runs from base 731 to 2305 and encodes 524 amino acids. Lineage: Eukaryota; Metazoa; Arthropoda; Insecta; Hymenoptera; Eulophidae. The transcript is spliced from 5 exons.